This is a messenger RNA of Nyctereutes procyonoides (raccoon dog), 3116 nucleotides long. RefSeq names its product progestin and adipoQ receptor family member 7 (gene PAQR7). Gene Ontology annotation, cellular component: plasma membrane. Gene Ontology annotation, molecular function: nuclear steroid receptor activity; steroid binding. The transcript is spliced from 3 exons. NCBI's taxonomy places the organism in Eukaryota, Metazoa, Chordata, Mammalia, Carnivora, Canidae. The record is from RefSeq and is a predicted model, not a curated record. Gene Ontology annotation, biological process: response to steroid hormone. The coding region runs from base 384 to 1430 and encodes 348 amino acids.
UCCGGAGCUGGGGCUCCGCGGCGGCGGCGGGAGCGGGGCCCGCCCAGUGGGGGGGGGCUCGGGCGAGAGCUUCUGCUUUCCUCCGGCACGUGGGCCCCCCGCACCCCCGCGGCGCGGCGCCCCCGGGUGGGGGGGCCCUCCAGGCCCCGCCCGCCGCCCCGCCCCGCCCCCUGCGCGGCCCGGGGCGGGACCACCGCGGCCCCUUUAUCUGCCGCAGGUCCCGGGGCGCUCAGGGCCGGGAUCGGAGCCGGCCGCCCCGCCGCAGGGAACAGAAGCCAAUCCAGUUUGCCUGACCUCCAUCAACCAGGCCCUGGUCACCUGGUCUCAGCCCAGCUUUGCCCUCCUUGCUGUGUGAACCUUGGCUCCCUGCCUGGCCCACAGCCAUGGCCACGAUGGUGGCCCAGAAGCUCAGCCAUCUCCUGCCCACCUUGCGGCAGGCCCACCAGGAGCCGCAGCCGUCCGGGCAGCCGGAGCCUGUCUUCACGGUGGACCGAGCCGAGGUGCCACCCCUCUUCUGGAAGCCGUACAUCUACGUGGGCUACCGGCCGCUGCAUCAGACCUGGCGCUUCUACUUCCGCACGCUGUUCCAGCAGCACAACGAGGCGGUGAACGUCUGGACCCACCUGCUGGCCGCCCUGGUGCUGCUGCUGCGCCUGGCCAUCUUUGCGGGGACCGUGGACUUCUGGGGAGACCCACACGCCCUGCCCCUCUUCAUCAUUGUCCUCGCGUCCUUCACCUACCUCUCCCUCAGUGCCUUGGCUCACCUCCUGCAGGCCAAGUCCGAGUUCUGGCAUUACAGCUUCUUCUUCCUGGACUACGUGGGCGUGGCCGUGUACCAGUUCGGCAGCGCCCUGGCGCACUUCUACUACGCCAUCGAGCCCGCCUGGCACGCCCAGGUGCAGACCGUCUUCCUGCCCACGGCCGCCUUUCUCGCCUGGCUUUCUUGCACCGGCUCCUGCUACAACAAGUAUAGUCAGAAACCUGGCCUGCUGGGCCGCACUUGCCAGGAGGUGCCCUCGGCGCUGGCCUACGCGCUGGACAUCAGCCCCGUGGUGCACCGCAUCCUGGUGUCCCCCGACCCCACGGCAGAUGACCCAGCUCUUCUCUACCACAAGUGCCAGGUGGUCUUCUUCCUGCUGGCUGCUGCUUUCUUCUCAGCCUUCGUGCCUGAGCGCUGGUUUCCUGGCAGCUGCCACGUCUUUGGCCAGGGCCACCAGCUCUUCCACGUAUUCCUGGUGCUGUGCACCCUGGCUCAGCUGGAGGCCGUGGCCCUGGACUACGAGGCCCGGCGGCCCAUCUAUGAGCCUCUGCACGCCCGCUGGCCUCACAACUUCUCUGGCCUCUUCCUGCUCACGGUGGGCAGCAGUGUCCUGACCGCGUUCCUGCUGAGCCAGCUGGUGCGGCGCAAACUCAACCGGAAGACCCAGUGAGGGGGGUGGCUGCCGGUAGGGAGGGAGGUGUCGAGGGAGCCCAGGGGUCCGGGCUUGCCUCCAGGUGGGAAUAAGGGCCUGGUAAAGUUGUUUGUGUCUGGCCUGCGGUGACUUUCUGUGAACGCCUCAGCUGCCGAUGACGGUACCGGCCAGCCCUUGGAUUUGGGGAUUGGCUAGGGGCUGCUGGGCUCUACUCCUGGGCCUGCCCCAGCCCUCAGCCCUGGGAGGAGAAAAGAGAUAAAGAUGCAGGCCCGCCUGGUUUGCCUCUCCCCCCAGUGCCUCUCACCAGGGGUGAGGAUCAGGGACCAGCUGGGGGCAGGACCCUGGUUUGGAGCUUCCAGAUCAACUGAGAGGACAGAGUGAGGGUAGAAUUUAGGCCAGAACCAGGUUUGAGCUGAGAGGCAGAAGAGGGCUCAGCAGCUCCCCCUCUACCCAGAUUUCAUUGGUGGAUAGGGAAUGAAUGGAGGACCUUAACAUUCCUUGAGCUCCAGCCUGGAGUUUUGGAGUUCUGGAGAGUCUCCAAAGGUGGAAGAUUGUGCUAGGUAGAAAUGGAUCCCCCCUAGUGCCCACACCUCAGUUACUGUCUCACGUAGGGAGCCCCCACCUUUCUAGCUCUGGCCUCUAUGUCCCACACAUCCUGUUCCUAGCCUCUCUCCUGGUUUCCUUGUUCUUGAUUCAGUUAUCCUUUCAGUGUUUCCUGGGCCUCUGCUCAGAGGCAGGCUACCAGCUGGGUCCUGUGGGUUAAUGCAGGAUGAUGAGAGCUUUAAAAUUGGAAUGACCCCAUCAGGGGAAGUACUGAGGAGGGAAUAAUCAGUGCUGCUUGCCACCUCACAAGCUUGGGUUGGAAAGUGUGAAUAGGAGUUUGCAGAUGAAAAGGGGCAUUCCAGCCAAAGGGAAAAGCCUAUACAAAGGCCAAAGAGGUACUGAAGGGAGGAGGUCAUUGGGGUUGGACAUAGGGGUGGUCUGGACUCUGAUAUGUCCUGGAUGCAAUAAAGUGACUGAUACAACAGCCUCUUUGCUUUUUGCCUCCUGUCCCAGAAAUGGGGCCCUGGGACUUCCAUGGACCUGCUCACCUUGUUGAGGAGGUUUUCCACGGGAAGCUGGGGUCCCCAGGGGUGGGAGCAGGGAGGAUGAAGGCAAUUGCUGUUUGAUCUUUGCCUGGGGGGUGGUUGCGGGCUUUAUAUACUAUAUAUGUGAACUUUCUCUUUUUUGCAGGGAAGGGAGGCAAUUUUAUACUCAAUAAGUUUUAGAAGUUAAAAGAAUGUGUGAAAUUUUACAGAAAUCCACUUUAUAAUUUGACAAAGAUUUCAUUUUUUUGGUUUUUCCUUCAAUCAAGACGGGUUUUAUAUGUAAACUUGUAUAAUAUUGUUAUAUGUUAACUUGUAUAAUAUUGCUUUUCCAUCGUACAUAAGUAAUAUAUGUACAGUGAAGGAAAAUUAGGAAGUACUGAUAAGACAAAAACCUCAAGUGAAUAAGAAAUAUCACUCUACUGCUAAAAUAUCCUGUUUAUAGAGGCUCCUGGGUGGCUCAGUUGGUUGAGUGCAUUGGACUCUUGAUUUUAGCUCAGGUCAUGAUCUCAGGGUUGUGAGCUCCAGCACGAUGUGGGGCUCCGCACUCAGAGGGGCAUCUUCUUGAGACUCUCCAACACCCCCCCUUUCUCUAAAAUAAAAAAAUCUUUAAAAAAUA